Molecule: messenger RNA, 930 nt
Organism: Penicillium daleae
Lineage: Eukaryota; Fungi; Ascomycota; Eurotiomycetes; Eurotiales; Aspergillaceae
Exons: 6
Coding region: 1-930 (309 amino acids)
Molecular function (GO): metallopeptidase activity
Source: RefSeq, a predicted model, not a curated record
AUGGCUGCUAUGGCUACAAUGGCAUGGUCCAAAGUCAUGCUUCUUUUAUCCUUUGUCUUGCUACAGGUCGCCUGGGUAGAUGCUUAUUCAAUCGACGAAUCAUGCAAUCACGCUGUCGGAAAGUCGAUGACAUUGGCAAAGGAUGCACAAACUGCAUUGGAUGGAAAUGACCCAAAUGUUAAUGAGUUGAAGGGGUGGUUCUUCGCCGGUUACCGUCUUGAUCUUGUUAAAGUCUUGCUGUUGACAGAUAUCUAUAAGAACGUGCAAGACUUCGAGACUUUGAAAAAUGUGGAUCUAAAUGAUAACCAUGACCCAAUCCUUUACUGCGACCUGUCUCGGUAUGAAGAAACCCAAGCCGAGGGCGAAGACGGAAAAGAGACUACAUAUCUUCUUGACAAGACCACCAAUCUCCUUGUGCCAAAGUCGAAAGAGUAUGAUGGAUGCAAAACCGGCGACACUGUUGCUUAUCGGUCAGCACAAUUGAAGAAUGGACAGCUAGUCAAGAACUCCAUCCAGCUCUGCCCUUGGUAUCUCACAGUUCUUGGCCAUUCAGCCUAUGCGACCAUUGAUGCUGUGACCAACCACAAGAAUCUUAAUGACUAUAACCCGAAGCGUCCGCCCUCGGACGGGGAGCCAAACGCCGAUGUAUUUGGUAGUCGACUCGACGUUUCUCUGUUGCACGAGUUCUCACAUGCUCUUGCCGACGAUAAGGGACAUACCGAGGAUUGGGAAUACAGAUGGGCAGGCUGUAUGUCAGCUGGGCCAGUAGGGUGCAAUAACGCGGAAUCUAUCUCGUACUUUGCGAUGGGUGUGCAACUGCUCAACAAGAAUGCUUAUUUCACCAAGGAGGGUAAUAUGGCCUUGUUGAAGAACAAGCCAAAGCCCGGAAAGCGAGAUGUACAAAUGGUUAUGAAACCCUGGACUGGCUGA